GAAGAGGAUCAAUAAGGUGUUGAGAGCAGUCUCCGUCGGCACAGAAAGGGAGAAACAUCAGAGCAGAGGGAAGCUGUGGACAUUCACAAGAUGGUGAAGAUGCAGUGGAGUCUGUUGGUGUUGAUUGUGAUGGGUCAGUGUUCCUCCAUUGGGGGUCAGCUGUGUGACUACCACUUCAUUGGAUAUGAGAAGACCUGGGAAGAAGCCCAGAAGUAUUGCAGAAAGAACCACACUGACCUGGCCACAGUGUCUAACCAGACAGACAUGCAGAGACUCCUUAACUCCACGACUGAACAGUAUCAAGGCGGAGCCUGGAUUGGGCUGCAAAACAAAACAACAAACACUGUGUGUCGCUGGUCUCAGUCAGGGGUGGAGUUCAAUGAGACUGAGAGUGAAUGGUCUCCAGGACAGCCGGAUAAUAAAGGCAAUCAGGAGAUCUGUGUGAGGAUGAAGAAUGACAAAUGGGAUGAAGAGUCUUGUUCUACAAAAUCUAACUUUAUCUGCUAUGAUGAACACAAGACCGGCCAAACAUUUCAUAUCAUUGAAGAUAAGAAUAAGAUGACCUGGCCAGAGGCUCAGAGCUACUGCAGAGAAAAUCACACUGACCUGAUCAGUGGAGUCAACCAGCUAAAAGACUUCAAGACACAGUACCCAAAUCAUGCAAAAACACCUGUCUGGAUCGGCCUGUUCAGAGACUGCUGGAUGAUCCUGAUCAAGAAGAACAUGACCUGGGUGGAAGCGUUAUCCUACUGCAGAGAUCACUAUCGUGACCUUGUCUCCAUCACCAACCAGGACGAGCAGCUCUGGGUCCAGGAGAGAGCCAAGAUGGCCUCCACUCCCUACGUGUGGCUGGGACUGCGCUACACCUGCACUCUGGACCUCUGGUUCUGGGUCACUGGCGAGAUGGUCUGCUACAACAACUGGGGCCCCGACCAGCCUGGGGACGACUGCACCACGUCUGGAGCCAUGGACCGAGAGGGAACGUGGGUCAAAAAAGACGACGACAACCAGCUUAAUUUCAUCUGUUCCAAGUAA
Sander lucioperca (pikeperch) is the source of this 1035-nucleotide messenger RNA. Its product is annotated as macrophage mannose receptor 1-like. The transcript has 5 exons. The record is from RefSeq and is a predicted model, not a curated record. Bases 91 to 1035 code for a protein of 314 amino acids. NCBI's taxonomy places the organism in Eukaryota, Metazoa, Chordata, Actinopteri, Perciformes, Percidae.